Molecule: messenger RNA, 1940 nt
Organism: Thermothelomyces thermophilus ATCC 42464
Lineage: Eukaryota; Fungi; Ascomycota; Sordariomycetes; Sordariales; Chaetomiaceae
Exons: 3
Coding region: 22-1917 (631 amino acids)
Molecular function (GO): protein binding
Source: RefSeq, a predicted model, not a curated record
AAAAAAAAAAAAAAAAACCAAAUGCCCCUCACCCCUCGGAUCGGCGAACGCCGCUCCUAUGACGGCGCGCUCUGCACGGUGAGAUACAUCGGCGAGGUCGCGGGGACGACGGGCUCAUGGCUCGGCGUUGAAUGGGACGACCCUUCGCGCGGCAAACACGACGGCCAGCACAAGGGCGUCCGGUAUUUUUCCUGCACAUCCAAGUCCCCCAAUGCUGCGUCUUUCGUGCGCCCUACGCGUGCGGCGGAUCCCCCUCAAACCUUCCUCUCUGCCUUGCAACACAAAUACGCCGGCGGCCCGGCAGAGGAUCAGGCCCCGGCGAGACAGAUCAAGUUCUCGGGCAAGGUCGCCGAGGAGGUCGGUUUCGACAAGAUCCGUCGCCAGCAGGCCCAGCUACACGAACUGCAAUUCGUCAUCCUCGAUGGCCUGCAAGUGGCCCACGCGACGGACCCCGAGGCCAAGGACGGCCACCAGUCCAUCGCCCAGGUCUGUCCAAAGGUGAAGGAGCUGGACCUGAGCAGGAACCUGUUUGAGCGUUUCGGUCCCGUCGUGGACAUCUGCGCCGAGCUCAAACAACUACGGAGCUUGAGGGUCAAUGGGAACCGGUUCCGGGACGUGCUCGACGACGACGUUCUGGAAGCAGCCGGCGAUGCCUUCCACGGAGUUACGGAGCUCGCCCUGGAGGACACCCUUCUCUCAUGGCACGAGAUAUGCCACAUCGCGUCCAAGUUCCCGUCACUCACCACCCUCCACGCCGGCUCCAACCAGCUUACGGCCCUCGCGCCUAUCCCGCCGGCGCCAUUCACCACUACCCUCACCUCCCUGCACCUGGAAUUCAACGACUUCACCUCUCUCUCCGAACUCGCUCCGCUCGCCUCCAUCUCCACGCUCCGCAACCUCCUCCUCAAGGGCAACCGCAUCUCCACCAUCAGCCCGCCUUCUACCCCGGCGCCGGUGUUCGGGGCCCAGUUACACCAUCUCGACCUCUCCUACAACUUGAUAACGUCCUGGUCCUUCAUCGACGCCCUCCCCUCCGCCUUCCCGGGCCUCACCUCCCUCCGGAUAACACACGACCCGCUCUACUCGGACCCAGACAUGGACGAAACGGCCGCCGCAUUACCAGAAGAGAACUCAGCCCUCUCCCCCGCAACCCAGCGCAUCACAUCCGCCACCGCCCCGGGGGCCAAGAAGACAGAAGAGGCCUACAUGCUCACCCUCGCCCGCCUCCCCUCCCUGCGGAUCCUCAACUUCAGCACCAUCACCCCGGCCGACCGCGCCGACGCCGAGAUGUUCUACCUCUCGCGCAUCGCCCGCCAGCUCGCCUCCGUCCCCGAGAGCGGCGAGGCCGCCGUGCUGCGCCGCCAUCGCCGGUGGGCCGAGCUCUGCGAGACCUACGGCGAGCCCGCGGUCGUGCGGCGGACCGGGCGCGACGCGCUGGAUCCCGGAUUCUUGGAAGCGAGGCUGAUCAGGGCGGAGUUUUAUCUGUGUUCCCCUCCUGGUGGUCGAGCAGCGGAGGGGCCGGAGAGGGGAGACGGGAAGGAGGAGAAAGAGGAGAAGAGGGUGGCCGUCGUGGAGGUGCCGAGAUCGUUGGAUAUCUAUGCCGUCAAGGGCUUGGUUGGGAGGCUGUUCGGGCUGAAGCCGUUGGGUUUGAGGUUGGUGUGGGAGACGGGCGAGUGGGAUCCCGUAGGCGGGUUCGACGAGGACCGGGAGGGCGCGACGAGCGAGGGCGAACAGGAGGAGGAGGAUCUCGAGGCGGAGUGGGAGAGGACCCAAGGGGAGGGAGGGGAGCUGCCGUCCGGGUUGGGGACGAGGAGGGGCAGGUGGGUGAAGCGUGAGGUGGAGCUGAGGGACGGACCGAGACAGUUUGGGUAUUGUGUCGACGGCUCGGAAGUAAGGAUCAGGGUGGAGAGGAGGUAGUUGCCCUGAUUCCUCCCCCCCCC